Naegleria gruberi is the source of this 1332-nucleotide messenger RNA. RefSeq lists its product as uncharacterized. The record is from RefSeq and is a predicted model, not a curated record. Lineage: Eukaryota; Heterolobosea; Eutetramitea; Acrasida; Naegleriidae. The transcript has a single exon. Bases 1 to 1332 code for a protein of 443 amino acids.
AUGUUCAUCUUGAGUUUCGAAGAAAAAUCAAAAAUACUUGAACAACAACACAAUGAAAAAAUGAUGGAAUUAUGUAGGAGACUUAAGAUACAACAAGAUCUUCAGGACCAAUAUGACCAACAAACAACAACAAUACAACAACAGGAGAGGUUAAUUAAUAAUUUGAAACACAAAAUUAGAGAAAUUGAAACAAGUUUAUUUGAUACUGAAUCAAGGAUUAGAGAGAAAGAGAGAGAAAAUAGAGAAUUAAGAUCAGAAAACUCAGAUUUGUGGAGAGAGAAGAAAGAUAUUUCAAAAACUAGGGAUAAAAUUUUGGAGCUAGAACAAGAAAUUCGAAUAAGGGAUGAAAAAAUCAAUGCCUUCCCUAGAGAUAUCGAGAAGCAAAAGAUAGAAUAUGAGAACAAUAUUCAAGAAGCUGAGAUUAGAGUAAAAAAACUGGAAUUUAUGAAAGAUAAAGAACAUGAGAGUAAAAUGAAAGAAAUCAAGGAAUAUUAUUUGAAAAAACAGAAAGAACUGAAUGAUACUGUUAAGGAAUUAUCUAGAGGAAAAUCAUUAAUUUCAAACAAGAAAAAAUCCAAAAAUAUCGCACAAGACUCUGAUAAUGAUUUUCUUAAGGAUGAAUUGUUUGCAAAACAAGCAACUAUUGAAGAAUUAAUGAAAAAGAUUACGGAAAUAGAAUCAAGAAAUGAAGGAAAGGAAUUAUCAAACAAUGAAACCUCAGUAAUAAGGGAAGGUAAUAUUAAUGAAGAGAGUGAACUAAUAGGUGAACUAAGAAUAGUUAGACUAGAAAAAGAAGAGUUGCUGAGAAAGUUAGAAUUGUCAGAGAUGAACAAAGUGUUCAUAAAAGAAAAUGCCAUGGAACAAGUGAAGGCAGCCUACAGUGAAUUGAAUACUACAAGAGAAAAGUAUAGAAAUGAAAUACAGAACCUCGAGGAGAGACAUAACCAAGAAAUGAAAUGUCAAGAAUCACAUUUUUUGCAAGAGAUUGAAGAUUACAAAAAUAUCAUUGAUAAUUCUGCUACUAAACAAACCCACACUUUACAGUUAAUUAAUGAAAAUUCAGGAGAGAAUUCCAGAAUCUUAAUGCUAAAGCAAUUAAUUUCACGAAUUGAAAAUUUGGAAAGCAAACACAAAAUCAAAGAGAUGGAACUGGAAAGAGAGCUCAACGAGACAAGAUAUAGAUAUGAACUGAAAAUUACAUCAAUGAAACAACAUCUUGAUUUGACAGUCCAACAAAAAAACCAACAAGUACUUCAGUUAAAAACUUCCCUUGAUAAUUUAGUACAAGCAUUCCAAAAGCUAAAGAUAGCCCAAAGAGAAAAUUUAUUUUAA